Messenger RNA from Protopolystoma xenopodis, 1695 nucleotides. The record is from the annotation of a GenBank genome assembly. Lineage: Eukaryota; Metazoa; Platyhelminthes; Monogenea; Polystomatidea; Polystomatidae.
AUGCCGGCGAGACUUCUGAAAAUGUGCCACGUCUACUGUCUGACUGGAUAUUACCAUGCAUUCAAUGGACUCCGGACUAGAUCUCUAUCCUCGACUUCAGACUCUUGUCAUACUGACACUAAAACCGUAGUUGUGUGUAAAGCUUCGGCGGCCACUAACAGGCAAGAAUUUUCACACUCUCAUUCUACUCUAUCUACCUUGUGUAAACAACAGAGGCCUCAGCUGCCUCCACAUCAAUCUCGUCUGAUUUCGAGUGGCGUUGGACAGGACGAAGAUGAUGCUUCAUACGAAAAUCCAAUGCAAGCGGAAGCUGAAGACGAUCGAGAUGAAGAGGCGGGGGUAAGACAGGAAAUUGAGGCAGAUACAGGGAUAGCGAUGGCUUUAUUGACCUUAACAAACAGACAAGACAAGCUGAAUAUUCAUCCACUCAUUUCCCCGCUUCCUGCUCUUAAUCUAUCUAAUAGUAAUUGCUCCACAACUGGUGUUGAUAGAUCCCGAUGCUUUUCGAUCAGGCGAUCCAGCCUAACCGACCAAUCCUCUCAUAAUCUGGAUCAGUGUACUGGUUUCCUUCCUCAUGAUUUCUUCUCUGAUCAGCCAAAAGAUCUUGAUAUCCCCCUUCACAGUAUGGGUGAGUCAUGUGUCACUGGGCCUCCUAGUGCAAACGCUGUGAGUAGCUUUGGAGCUGAUCGACCCUGCUAUGCUCGUCCUGGACCUUCUGGGUCUCUAAUCGCUCCUUACCAUCUCCAGAUGCUCACCUCCCAAUCAGACUCAUCUAGCACUCAGGAUUCCCAAAUUCUGACUCUUAAUUCUGGAGACCCUUCAACUCAGUCUUCUGGUUUUCAGGGUCAAUAUGAUCGUUUAAGGGUGAAGCGUCAAGCUGCGCAUACUCCACCCUACCUAGUUACUCCUACUGCUUUUGUCUCUGCAACUAGCUCUUGUAUAAUGCCCAAAGGUGGGAAUAUUGCAGAAAACGGCAAUAAUGUUAGUAAUAAUGCGUGUAGUAGCAACUUCAUCCUUGGUUCUGAUAGGCUUUUUGACUCUGUGGAUUCCAGCAAUAUUGUUUCAUUCCCUGGUGCCGGGCAAUUUUCCCGCUCUGUUAUGAUAACAACUACACCUGCAGUCUCUGAAGUCCCUGUUACUUCUUUUGCUAUGGUAACCUCGGCGAUGUCUAUUUCAAGCCCUGCUGCUUCGAUAUAUUCCGUCCGGGAUGACAGUAAUCUAGUUCAUCUGCACCAACAGCCCUCUCCUUCAACUCCCUUAUCCAGCUCUCGACUUGCCUCAUUGGACAAGGAAGUGGCAAGGAAAUUAGCCACCGAUUGCUCAUCCUCUUCAUCCGUGGCUUCUACGCUACCGUCCUCAGCUUCACCUUCCAUCUCUGUCAUUCAUGCAGCAUCAGGCUCUUCUUCCCUCUUGUCCUCUCUUCCUGUUGGCCAUGUUGGAGCGCCGACAUUGCAGACGCUUGGCGGACCAAAUUUUAUGGCAAUCGGCCAUGAUGCUGUUAUGGCAUUGCAUAAAUCACAUAUCUCUCAUAGAAAGCAUCUACAUCUAAAUUGUCAAACUGAUCAUCUUUCAGCAACUCCGCUACCAUCGCCUCCUCAAUCACAAUUACAGCAGCCCUUGCAUCUUCAGGGCUUUAGAGAUCACGAUAGUCUUCUAAUAGGUGCUAAUCAGGUCGGUUUCAAUUACUCUAUUUAG